CCUGUGGGCUGCUCCUGGCGAUCCAAGGGACUUCCGCCAGAGAGUCUCGGCCUCCCCUGCUGGCCACUGACUUUGCCACCACUUUGAACGCGAAGCUUCAGAACCAUGAAGCUCCUGCUGCUGACCUUGGCAACCCUGCUGCUCCUGUCCCAGCUCACUCCAGGUGAUGCUCAGAGAUGCUGGAACCUCCAUGGCAAGUGUCGCCAUCGGUGCUCCAGGAAAGAGAGCGUCUACGUCUACUGCACAAACGGGAGGAUGUGCUGUGUGAAGCCCAAGUACCAGCCGAAGCCAAAGCCGUGGAUGUUUUAA
Molecule: messenger RNA, 309 nt
Organism: Arvicola amphibius (Eurasian water vole)
Lineage: Eukaryota; Metazoa; Chordata; Mammalia; Rodentia; Cricetidae
Gene: Defb123
Product: defensin beta 123
Exons: 2
Coding region: 106-309 (67 amino acids)
Biological process (GO): innate immune response
Cellular component (GO): extracellular region
Source: RefSeq, a predicted model, not a curated record